Molecule: messenger RNA, 2323 nt
Organism: Gordionus sp. m RMFG-2023
Lineage: Eukaryota; Metazoa; Nematomorpha; Gordioida; Chordodea; Parachordodidae
Product: solute carrier family 2, facilitated glucose transporter member 1-like
Exons: 11
Coding region: 174-1718 (514 amino acids)
Biological process (GO): monosaccharide transmembrane transport
Cellular component (GO): membrane
Molecular function (GO): hexose transmembrane transporter activity
Source: RefSeq, a predicted model, not a curated record
ACUGCAUUUUUAAAAAAAAAUAAAUAAAGUGUAUAAUCAUAAUUUCAUUACCAUAUAAAAUUUUUAAUCCUGAUCAUUCUUGAUAUUCCAUUUGUCAAUUCAACUCAUUUUAAAUAAUUCUCUAAAAAUUAGAAAGUCACUAUUGACUUUUAAUAUUUCCUAUAUAUUAUCAAAUGGAUAUAACUAAAGAAACGCCUCAGGAAAUGGAAAGGCGGUAUCAAGUUAAAGAAGUCAAGCCUCUUAAAGCUCACGGGAUGACAACUAUGUUAGCCGUUUCGGUGGCCGUCAUAGCUUUAAGUUCUUUUCAAUUCGGGUACAGUAUAGGAGUUGUCAAUGCGCCGGAACUUAUUUUACGGGAAUGGUACUCUGGGAUUUACCGAGAUAGACAUGGCCGAAAUUUGUCAUCUACUCAUUUAACUAUCUUAUGGGGGAUUACGGUAUCCAUAUUUGCUAUCAGUGGUAUGAUCGGCGGUCUUCUAUCUGGUUAUUUUUGCGAUCGAUUUGGGAGAAAAGGAUGCUUAUUGCUCAACAAUGGUACAGCUUUUUUGGCGGCUAUAUUAAUGGGGUGUGCCAGGGCAGGUCAUUCCUAUGAAAUGAUCAUUAUUGGACGUUUGAUUAUAGGAUUCAAUUGCGGUGUGACAUCUGGCGCGGUCCCUAUGUACUUAGCAGAAAUAUCUCCUGUAUCCUUAAGAGGAGCCACCGGGGCUGUCCAUCAGUUAGCAAUUACUAUAUCCAUUCUGUUUUCACAAAUAUUGGGAUUGCCCCAACUUUUGGGUAACGUUUACCAUUGGCCCAUACUUUUGGCUUUUACCGCGAUUCCGGCGGCUAUUCAAUGCUUACUGUUGCCUCUUAUGCCCGAAAGUCCGCGAUAUUUGCUUAUUAGCAAGAAUGACGAAAUAAGAGCAAGAUAUGCUCUUUCCAAGCUCCGUAAAACUAACGACGUUACGGACGAGAUUGAUCAGAUGAAGAGUGAAGCCGAGGAGCAGAAACGUCUUCCGCCAGUUACCUGGAAAGAUAUGUUUACAAAACCAGUUUAUCGCAAGCCACUCAUUAUCGCAUCUGAAACUCACAUUUCACAGCAACUUAGUGGAAUUAAUGCUGCUAUGUUUUUUUCAACGGGCAUCUUUAUAAGUGCAGGUCUGCGUAACGACCAUGCCGUUUACGCGACUUGCGGUAUGGGAGCCAUCAAUGUACUUAUGACCCUUCUGUCAAUGGCCAUUAUCGAGAAAGCCGGCCGACGUACCUUGUAUCUUUUGGGACUAGCCGGCAUGUGGCUUUGCAGCAUUUUACUUACUAUUACCUUGGUUCUAGGAUCCAAAUACAGAGCCAAUCAAACCAAAGUCCAUCCUAAUGCGUCUUACUUCUCUGUGGCUCUCGUAAUUGUGUUUGUAUGCUUUUUCGCCAUUGGACCUGGUGUCAUUGCGUGGUUCAUCUCGGCCGAGCUCUUUACUCAAGCACCCAGACCUAAGGCAAUGAGUAUAUCGGUUAUAUUCAAUUGGUUUGGAAACUUUUUAGUUGGUCUGCUAUUUCCUGUGGCUCACAAAUAUCUGCAUAAUUACGUGUUUUUGGUUUUUACUGUUUUACUCGUCUUUUUCUGGUUGUACACUUACAAAUUUUUGCCAGAGACUAAAAACAAAACUUCCGAGGAAUUGAGCCGUUUGUUUAUGACCGACGAAGAAAAAUUUACCCAAGAUAAUGCCGCGCAAAGAGGUAUUUGAAGAACGAAAAUUCCUGAAAGCUUUAUCAUUUAAUUCAAAAUUUUAAUAUAAUAACGUUUUUAUCUCAUUUUUCUUUAAUUUACAAAAGGCAGGUCUUGUUGAUUAAAAAAUCAAAAUUACUUAUUUUUUUUAUAAAAUGGUUUGCUGAGACAUAAAUUAUGAGGGUAUUUUUUUUCUGUUGGUACAUUUUUUUUUAAAAUCAUUUUAAAUAAAUUUUCUUUUGCUGAAUUAAAAUUUUUAGUCUAGAAAUUUUGCAAUCAUGUAUAUUGUUUCAAAAAAAAUUAUUAAUAUAAUUUUAUACUUAAAUUUUUUAUUUGGCAUGAAUCAACAUCGUUCGCCUUAUUUCUUUAUACGUUUAUUACUUUUGCAAUAUUGUAUCUUAUCUAUCAAUCAUUAUUUAUUGUAGGAAAAAUCCAUAUAAUAUUAUUAUUUAAUCUUAUAUUUUUUUACAAUUACUAUCCUGAUUAUAUGUAUAAACCCCCACCCGUCUUAUGAUAUAUAUGAUUAAAAACAUUUAUGUCACAUAAAUUUUUUAGUCCUACUUUAUAUUAUACGUGAUUAUAAAAUAUUUAAUAUUGUGUAAUAAAUAUAAAGGUAUAUUGAUA